UCCACCCUCGAUCUCUGAUUUGUUCUUAAACAACAAGAACGUUUCCUGUUACAAUAUUGAAAGUUUCUAUUUUACAUAAGAAAGGCUGGAAAGCGAACGAGGAGUGGAAAUCUGGCGGACUUGGAUUUGAAGUUGAAAGAGGUUUGCCUCAAUAGGCCAUGACGGCACUACCAGGGGCCGGGCCGAGAAUCCCCGGCCUGCACUCUCAGAGCACUGUGCCUGUCCACCCUACGGCACCAGUCCCCCCGCAGCCGCCGCAGAGUGCCCUGCGUGAGAUCACAUGCGUCACCCUCUGCAAGGUUGGCCAGGAAACUGUUCAGGACAUUGUGGCGCGUACAAUGGACAUCUUCCACAUGCUCCGGGCAACACAGCUUCCGAAUGGCGUAACGCAGAAUCACGUGGUGUACCAGGAGCGGUACAACAAACUCCAAGAGCACCUUCGCCAGCUCACUCUACUCUUCAAGAAGCUGCGGUUGUUGUACGAUAAAUGUGGAGAGACGUGCGGGGUCUCUGAUGUCUCUGUAACAGAGUUAAUUCCUUUCGUGGGUGAGGAGUCCUUCAGACCUUCAGAUCUUCCCAAUGUUGGCGGGUUAGCAAACAAAGAGUGCCGGGAAAUCCUUGAGAAGCUACAACAGAAAAACCAAGAACUGAAGCACAUUAUGGACCAGCUACGGAAUCUCAUUUGGGACAUCAAUUCUAUGCUGGCAAUGAGGAACUAAGCUCAGGGCGAAAAUCCCGUUUUGUUUUACAAACUGACCUCUUCAUUUAGAUCCGUGUAAACAAAGAAACCUUCAAGUAGUUGGUGUGUUUUUAAAAAAAAAAAUUUGCACUGUAUAUAUAAUUGUUUUUCUACAUUUACAAAUAAAAAGAAAAACAAAAAAAUGUA
Molecule: messenger RNA, 886 nt
Organism: Carcharodon carcharias (great white shark)
Lineage: Eukaryota; Metazoa; Chordata; Chondrichthyes; Lamniformes; Lamnidae
Exons: 5
Coding region: 159-719 (186 amino acids)
Biological process (GO): positive regulation of DNA-templated transcription
Cellular component (GO): mediator complex
Molecular function (GO): transcription coregulator activity
Source: RefSeq, a predicted model, not a curated record